CAACCAUCUACCAUUUUGUCAUAUCAUAUGCACUUAACAUGAAAACAUCAACUACCUUGUACACUUUUGUUUCCUUCAUUACUAUCCUCUUCUUCCUCUUCUCUCCCUCUCUAGCAUCUCUUCUUCCCUCCCCAAAUACCACAUGCAACAUUACACCUUACCCAUCUUUCUGUACAACUACUCUCCCUCCUAACUAUUUAUCCAUACAUGAUCAAACCCUUUUCUUCAUUCAACAAUCUUUAUCAAUAACUAAUACCAUUUUUCAAUUAAUCUCUUCUUAUUUUAACCAAUCCAACAUUCCAUAUUCCACUUUACUUGUUCUGCAAGAUUGUCUUAAUCUUUCUGAAUUAAAUAUUGAUUUCUUGUCCAAUGUUAUCCAAGCCAUAGAAAUUAAUACUAAUACAAUGAGUACUAAUCAAGGUUAUGAUUUGCAAACCUUACUUAGUGCUGUUUUAACUAAUCAUCAAACAUGUUUAGAUGGUUUUAAUGAGGUUAAUCCUUAUCCAAAUAUUAGUACUACUUUAUCAAACCCUCUUUCUGAUGGGACUAAAUUUUAUAGGAUAUCUCUUUCUUUUUUCAAUCAAUAUCGGGUUAACACCGUCGUUGCAAGAUUAACAGAAAAAGCAAUUACAAUGAAUAAUAGAAAAUUGUUACAAACAAGUGUUGACAAUGUGAUGGUGACAGAAAGAGUGAUUGUUAACCCUGAUGGAUCUGGAGAUUUUGUUACAAUAAAUGAAGCUGUGGAUGCUGCACCUAACAAAACAGGCACCGACAAUGGUUAUUAUGUAAUUUAUGUUGUUGCUGGGAUUUAUAAUGAGUAUGUGUCUAUUUCUAAGAGUAAAGAGAAUCUAAUGAUUGUCGGAGAUGGUAUCGGUCGGACUGUGAUUACCGGUAAUCGUAGCGUGGUUGAUGGUUGGACCACUUUUCAGUCUGCAACUUUUGCUGUAACUGGAAAAGGAUUUGUUGCUGUGAACAUAACAUUUCAAAACACUGCCGGAUCAAGCAAGCAUCAAGCAGUUGCAGUGAGAAACGGAGCUGACAUGUCUGUUUUCUACAAUUGUAGCUUCGAAGGUUACCAAGACACGUUAUACGCGCAUUCUCUCCGACAAUUCUACAAAAACUGUAACAUUUACGGCACAGUUGAUUUCAUAUUCGGCAAUGCAGCAGCAAUAUUCCAAAACUGUAAUAUAUAUCCAAGACUCCCAAUGCAAAAUCAAUUCAAUGCAAUUACAGCACAAGGAAGAACAGAUCCUAAUCAAAACACAGGAUUUUCAAUAUGGAAUUGUUACAUUGUAGCAGCUAGUGAAUUAGGGGGUGCAAAUAAUAAUUAUAAUGGUAUAAAGACAUAUUUGGGUAGGCCUUGGAAGGAAUAUUCAAGAACAAUUUAUAUGCAAUGUUUUAUUGAUGGUUUAAUUGAUUCAAAGGGUUGGAUUGAAUGGUUAGAUGAUUUUGCAUUAAACACAUUGUAUUAUGCAGAGUUUGCUAAUUGGGGACAAGGUUCAUAUACUAGUAAUAGGGUCACAUGGAAAGGAUACCAUCAAAUUGAUGGAAAAAAUGCUGAUGAAUUCACAGUGUACAAAUUUAUUCAAGGUGACAUGUGGUUGCCUAUGACAGGAGUGCCUUUUAGAGCUGGAUUACAGUGAUUAUAAUUUUGGAAAAUGCUAUCGAGUGCCUUCGGGGCACUCUGACUUUAAAUAGUAAGUUUUUAUGAAAGUUUUAUAAAAAGUUGUAAAGUCAAUGCAUUGGAAAUUAAAAUGUUUAACUUUUUAAAUAA
Molecule: messenger RNA, 1774 nt
Organism: Trifolium pratense (red clover)
Lineage: Eukaryota; Viridiplantae; Streptophyta; Magnoliopsida; Fabales; Fabaceae
Product: pectinesterase-like
Exons: 2
Coding region: 39-1643 (534 amino acids)
Biological process (GO): cell wall modification
Molecular function (GO): pectinesterase inhibitor activity; pectinesterase activity
Source: RefSeq, a predicted model, not a curated record